Messenger RNA from Gallus gallus (chicken), 2311 nucleotides. RefSeq names its product TNF-related apoptosis inducing ligand-like (gene TRAIL-LIKE). The coding region runs from base 47 to 1006 and encodes 319 amino acids. Gene Ontology annotation, biological process: immune response. Gene Ontology annotation, molecular function: tumor necrosis factor receptor binding. NCBI's taxonomy places the organism in Eukaryota, Metazoa, Chordata, Aves, Galliformes, Phasianidae. The transcript is spliced from 5 exons. Gene Ontology annotation, cellular component: membrane. The record is from RefSeq and is a predicted model, not a curated record.
GCCGGAGCUGCGGGCACUUCGGAGCGGGGGGAGCGACGGCCCGGCCAUGGCCCCGCAGCAGCCCAGCGCCGGGCAGUACCUGCGCUCCGACAGCGGCGGCUCGGCCACCCGCAUGCUGGGGGACGGCCCCGGCGCCGAUCCCGGGGGGCUGCGGGAGCGGCGCCGGAGGUGCGGGCCUCUCUGGGGCAGCGUGGCCGUCAUGGCCAUCCUCGCCCUGCAGAUCGCCUCCACCACCGGACUCUUUGUCUACUUCACCAUGGCCAUCUCCAAGCUCAAAGCUCAGUCGCAGGGCAGCUCGGAGGAACUGAGGUGUCUGCAGCUUAUCAAUCAGCAGCAGGAGGGCUCCAACUUGGAAGAGCUGAUCAGCAACCAGUCCUGCCUCAAGCUGGCCAACACCAUCAAAGCCUACGUGGCCACGGUGACAGAGAACGUCAUCAGCAGGAGUGUCGUGAAUGAGGCCCAGAAGAGCUACUUCAACAUCUCAGAGGGACAGGUUGCUACCAAAACACUCGGCAAACCCUCAGCGCAUCUCAUCUUCCGCCCACAGAACCCGGCCCAGGACGGAAGCUCCAGGCGCUUUGGGAACCUCUCGCAGUCCUGCCGCCAUGCCAUCACUCGCUGGGAGGACAGCACCAUCCACUCACACCUGCAGAACAUCACAUACCGGGACGGCCGGCUGCGGGUCAACCAGGCAGGCAAGUACUACGUCUACUCCCAGAUCUACUUCCGCUACUCCCGCGACGGGGCCGGCGCCCGUGUCUCAGUGCCGCAGCUCGUGCAGUGCAUCAACUGGAAGACCUCCUACAGCCAGCCCAUCCUCCUGCUCAAAGGGGUGGGCACCAAGUGCUGGGCACCCGAGGCAGAAUACGGCCUCCACGCUCUCUACCAGGGAGGACUGUUUGAGCUCAAGGCCGGUGAUGAGCUCUUCGUCUCCGUCUCCUCGCUGGCCAUUGACUACAGUGACGCAGCAGCCAGCUAUUUUGGGGCCUUCCGGCUCGACCUGUGACAGCCUCCUCAUUCUCACACCCUCCCUCUGCUCUUGCUGGAUUGACAAUUCUGCGUGGCCUAGGGCAGAAGCAAUUUGAGCAAUUUGAGCCGCCGCUGCAUGCAGCUUCCCUCAUGCUGUUGCCUUCCUCUGGGUGGGACAGCAGCCGAAUGGCCGGGGAUCCAGGUGGGCCUGGCAUAGUGUAAUUCCCUGCACCUGCUGAGCCUGGUGGGUGUCAGCUGGAGCUGGGCAGAGCAGAACACACUUCUAUCAAGAGCCACGCCAUCAGGGUGCCUUGUAACCACUUCGUGUGCAUCUGUGUGCCCCCCACGCCAGCAAGGCAGAGGCACGGGGGCCACAAUUUCAGACUAAUCUUCCUCAUGGCAGGACCACCCCCUGCAAGUCUGAAUCCAGAUCUGGCACACGCAGGCAGCAAAUCACAGCCAGCCAUGCUGCCAGGCUCCCAGACCCUGAGCUGGAGGUGCUGGGGCAGAAGUCAAGGUUAGCAAAGAGAAGUGGUAUGAGGAGCAUGGCUGCAGGGCUGCCCACCACCCCACGGCCAAGCAGCCUGCAGGCACAGGACAGAUCCAACAUCAGCUUUUAGGCGAUAGUCAAGGAGUUUCAGUUCAGACCAGUUAGAAACUUGGGCCUAUGCCAGCAGUCAGCCUCUGAGGAGGCAAAGAGCGGGGCCAUAAUGCUGCAAUAAUUACCAGCACAAGCAGCUGCACCCAGGCACGUGGCAGAGAUGCACUCCUUGCCCAGGUUAGACACUGCAUCAACAGAGCCCUACAUGUGGCACAUCCACAGCAGCAUCUUCUCCCUGUCCCUGAGAAGCCACACUGAUGAGAAUAACAUCACUGUUGGGUGCUGGGGAAGGUGCUGAGAGCAGGAGCGAGCCGGGGAGCUGCAGACCUGCAAGACUGGCACCUUGGGUGGUCCUUAGCAGGCUGUUGGGCAGCACAGCCACUCUUUGCUCACAUCGGUUGUCACCCUCCAGGACUGCCACCCAGGCCAUGCUUUAGCUCAGGCAGCAGUGGCACAGGACCCAGCACAAAAGCAAACCCCUGUUGCUUAACAUCCAGGACACGUCAGAUACAAAAGACAGGUUCAAGCAGAGCAGAGCACGAUAAAGCUGGCUCAGCCCACGGACACUGUGUGGACAUAGGCCACUUUUUGUAAUUACUUGUAUACUCUGUAUCAUAUUCUGAAUGUUGAUGUACAGGGACAGGCCAGCAGCACAAGCUGCCACAAAGGACACAAGCACCCCUCCUGCCAGCACAGUUCUGGGGGGGUCUCAGUGCUGUUUUUAAUAAAUCCUGUACUCCA